CAUGAGUGGUGUACAACCACUGACGUAGUUGCAUUGUACAGAUAAUGGCGUGUGCAUCGGAAGUACAAAAUAUAUCUGGAUUAACAAACACUAAAUGUGGCCCUUGUCAAGUAAGAGAGAGGGAUAGGCCACCACAGUAUUGGUGUAUGUCUUGUGAAGAGGGUCUUUGUGAUGAAUGUUAUGAGAACCACAAGGCAAUAAAAGUAUCGAGACAUCAUUCUGUUGUCCCUGUUGAGUCAUCUGAAACAUUUCAUAAUUUGAUCUCCACAUUCCAGACAGAAUGUCAUAUCCAUGACAGUCCGUUUGAGUUGUAUUGCCCAAGUCAUGAAACACCUUGCUGUUCCGAAUGUGCUGCCAUGAACCACGCUAGCUGUUUGGGUAUAACUCUAUUCCAUACAUUUGUUAGUGAUAUUAAGUAUUCAGAUAAAUUGGACGACCUCGAUAAGAAUAUAGGAACUGCUUUGGAAAACAUAGAAAAACUGAUAGAAAUUCAUAGAAAUAAUUUGCAGCAACUGGAAAGUCAAUAUAAGGGAGAGUUUAAAUUGUGUGAUAUUGAUGGAAAUUUAAAUGCUUCUAAAUUUAAACUUCAAACAAAAUUUCAACAGUCGCUCCAGAAGCAGAAAAUUGAAAUAGAAAAAGUUAUGUCAGAACUUAAUAGAAAAAGAAAAAUGAUAGUAGAAAAUCGAAAUAAUCUAACCCAGCUGAAACUUUGUGGCACUGAUACACAAGUGUUUCUUUUGAUAAAACGAAUAGAAGAAAUUUUGGUAGACGAUUUGAAUGCACCUAAUGCUAUGUUAAAUGCACAGUCUAGGAAACAGACAUAUUCACCAAAGGAAGAGAAGGAACAUUUGAAAAAAAUAUUCACAGUAAAGAGAUUGAACAAGGAGUUUACCAAUUAUAGAAAAUUCCUCAGUUCUGUAAUUGACUACCAAGAAUCUGACAAACCGAGGAGCGUGAGGUUAACUUGGAGUAUGAAGAUCACAAGUUCUAUGGACCCAAACGAUAUGAUGAAAGAAAUAAAGAAAGUUUUAGACGUCAAUAACUAUGAUUAUGAACAAAGAGGAAAAUAUUUACUUUUAUGUGUCCGUGGUGACCGGAAUACAGACAGUUUAGUAGAAUGGGAAAUGGAAGUGUGCGUAUUACCUAGACUUGCGCUUAAUGGUGUACGCUUUGAUAUAAUUUCGGGCCCUUCAAUAGAAUACAAGAACACGGUUUCAAAAAUCACCAAUGAAUUGAAACUUUGA
Messenger RNA from Mytilus trossulus (common blue mussel), 1244 nucleotides. RefSeq lists its product as uncharacterized. The transcript has 3 exons. NCBI's taxonomy places the organism in Eukaryota, Metazoa, Mollusca, Bivalvia, Mytilida, Mytilidae. Bases 45 to 1244 code for a protein of 399 amino acids. Gene Ontology annotation, molecular function: zinc ion binding. The record is from RefSeq and is a predicted model, not a curated record.